AUGGAGACUGGAGUUAAAACUGCUGUGUCCGCCAUGGAAGCCUUCGAGAAGCUCGAGAAAGUCGGUGAAGGGACUUACGGGAAAGUGUACAGAGCGAGAGAGAAGGCUACUGGGUUGAUCGUCGCUUUGAAGAAGACGCGUCUCCACGAGGACGAAGAAGGCGUUCCUCCCACCACUCUCCGCGAGAUCUCCAUCUUGCGCAUGCUCGCUCGCGAUCCCCACAUCGUUAGGUUGAUGGACGUGAAGCAAGGAUUGAACAAAGAAGGCAAAACGGUACUGUACCUGGUUUUCGAGUACGUUGACACUGAUCUCAAGAAAUUCAUCAGAAGCUUUAAGCAAGCUGGACAGAACAUUCCUCAGAACACUGUCAAGUGCUUGAUGUACCAACUAUGCAAAGGGAUGGCUUUCUGCCAUGGCCAUGGAGUGUUGCACAGGGAUCUUAAACCUCAUAAUCUCCUGAUGGACCGGAAGACUAUGACGCUUAAAAUAGCAGAUCUUGGAUUGGCCAGAGCCUUCACUCUCCCAAUGAAGAAGUACACACAUGAGAUUUUAACUCUGUGGUAUAGAGCACCAGAAGUCCUGCUUGGAGCAACACAUUACUCAACUGCAGUGGAUAUGUGGUCCGUUGGCUGCAUUUUUGCUGAGCUAGUGAACAAGCAAGCAAUCUUUGCUGGAGACUCUGAGCUCCAACAGCUCCUCCGUAUCUUCAGGUUGCUGGGAACACCAAACGAAGAAGUGUGGCCUGGAGUGAGCACACUCAAGGACUGGCACGAGUACCCACAGUGGAAACCGUUGAGCCUCUCCACAGCUGUUCCAAACCUCGACGAGGCUGGACUUGAUCUCUUAGCAAAAAUGCUGGAGUACGAGCCAUCGAAAAGAAUCUCGGCAAAGAAGGCUAUGGAGCAUCCUUACUUCGAUGACCUACCUGACAAGUCCUCUCUCUGA
This is a messenger RNA of Microthlaspi erraticum, 945 nucleotides long. NCBI's taxonomy places the organism in Eukaryota, Viridiplantae, Streptophyta, Magnoliopsida, Brassicales, Brassicaceae. The record is from the annotation of a GenBank genome assembly.